AGUGAACAUUACCAAGGUAUCGCCGUCCAAACAACAUAAGCGUAUCCGCUUCAAAGUUAUUUCCGUUUAUUUACAUUUUAUUGACUAAACCGAUGAAUUCAUGACAUAAAACAGAAGACAGUCAGGAUGACCACUACAGAGUCUCCAAAAAUUGAAGUCACCAGUUUUGAUGAUGAUGACGAUGACGAAUUAGAGAAAGAAUUAGACUCAUUUAUAGAAGAAAAUGAAAACAAGAAAGAAGAUAAAGAAAAAGAAGACGAUGAGUUGUCAGAUAAAGAUAAAGGAGAAGAUGAUGAGGAUAAUGAUGAAUUGAAGAAUAAAAGAGAUAAAAUUGAGACUGAAUCUCCAAAUAAAAGUGACGAUGAAGAAGACAAAGGUCAAAAAGGUCGUUCAACUGAUGAUGAGGAUUCUGAGCUUGAAGAUUAUAAAAUAACUGAAGAUCAGAAGAGAGCCUUGGAAGAAAUGGAAAUGAUGAAAAGUGAAUUAGGGUUACCAGAAGAAGACCCUCCUGAGUACGAUGUGAAAGAAAAAUUGAAAGUUUAUAAUGAAGAGUUGGCCAAUGACCCGACUCCACUGGACAAAAGGAAGGAUUCAAAAGUUGGAUUCAAAGACACUUUAGUUGAUUUGGUGGUGCCCCCUAGUGAUGAUGAUGAAACACCACGACCCUCAGAGAAAUCAAAGCCAGAUUCUGAAAAUAAAAACAAUAAUAGUGAAAAAAUUGUCAUAGAACAAGAUGGAAAAUUUGAAGUUGUAAGUAGCGAUGAUGUUAGAGCCAAAGAAAUGGGACUACCACAGUUCAUUGACGAAUCGUUAAACGAGGAUAACAAGGAAAAUCGUUCAUCAUCGUCCUCCCGACAACCCACACCUCCGUCCAAUCCACGUCCAUCAAGCACUUCUUCCAGUUCUAGAAGAGUUGUUCGCCCUGGUUCAUCAAAACAGCGUGCUCAGUCAGCACGAACAACACAAGAUUCUCAUAGACCAUUAGAAAAUUUUUCAUAUAAUUCACCUUAUGCAAUGACACCGGAGGAUAAGAAACGACUGAAGCAGCAACAGGAAGAAAAAGAAAGAAGAAAACAAGAGGAAAAGAGGAGAAAAGAAGAGGAAGAAUAUACAAAACAACGAGAUAACGAUGACAUUUUUCAAUCUUGGUGGUCGAAAAAGAGAGAACAAAAGAGAGAGCAACAGAAACAGGAAGAUCAGGAAAGAAAAAAGAACGGAAAUCAAGAAAAAAAAUAUCGCAGAGACCAGCAGGAUGAAGGGUCAGAUGAUCAUCUCAAUGACGACGAUGAUGAGCAUGGAGAUGAGAAUGAGUCCAUUACUGAAUCAGAGGCAAAAGAAAUAGAAGAGGCAUAUAACAAUUGGUUAAAGACAAAAUCACGACAAGUAAGAGAAGAAAAAUUGCUUAAAAGACGUCAAGAGAAAGAACAGACUGAUGGAUUUAUUAUCAGGAGUAGAACAGAUUGUGACCAAGCUUUCAGAGGAUGGUUGAAGAGAAAGAAUUUAGAAGCAAAAAGACACAGACAGGAAGAGAAACAGCUAGCAAGAAUGCAUCGCCUUGCAGCACGGAAAUCAAGGAAAUCUCUUGCUCUCGCCAAAGCCAUAAAACAAUCAAAUGCAUUUAAAUAUGUUGACUAUUAUGGCUACAGAUUUUAAUCAUUGCUAUGGAAACUAGCGUGAAAUAUGCAAGGGCUUAUGGGAUGUCUGACUGACAAGGAAGAGAGUAGAUCUGAGAAUUGCUAUGGUUACCUCAUUAUAUCUAUUACUGCCAGUUUCAAUGGCAACUAUGAUGUUUCCAUGGCAAGGUACAAAGUUUCUGUGAUAUUUGAUUAAAUUUAUCUCUUUAGGAAUGGUGUAGAAUGUUGAUUGUAAUUUGUUACUAUAUUUUUAUCAGGAAAAUCAUGUUCACGAUUGAUGAAUGUGUGUGUAAGUAUGCCAUAUUCUGUAUUCAUGGAAAACUUUGAAUGAUGCCUUCUUGGGGCAGGAGAUGGAGAGCAAAAGAUAUGUAUAGAAAAUCGAGGCAUCUUUCAAAAGACGAAAAAUUCAGAAGAAAAUAGAAACAUUUUGAAGAAAUUGAAUGUUUUUAUAUUUUUUGGUAAAAAGCUGAACAGAGCUUUAAACUAUGCUGAAUUCAAGUUAAGUUUUCUAUGUUUAUGUAUGUGUAUAAGAAUCCAUGUUUUUCUCCCCUUUCCUGCUGAAUACAGAGUAUAGAUUAGAGUAUAAAUGCUUAAUUAGCCAUUAGUAUGUAUAUUUUUUUGUCAACUGGCCACAUUUUUUACUGUUUAGGAAAUAGAAAUUUAGGAAAAAACAUUCCAUGUUCUAUAGAUUUCAUAAUUCUGGUCCUUUAAAUCAUUAUUUUUUUUUAUAAAGUUUUGUCAAAGAAGAAAAAAAUUUUGCUGUAGUGCGAUUUUUUCUGUAACUUUUUCCUGUUAUUAAUUUUAUGUUGCUUUAAUGUAUAAUGUCAUCGUCAAUAUAAUCUACAGAACAAGUGUUUAGCCAUGUCUCGUAGAAAUAGUUAGUAUGUCAUUUUCAUUAUAUGUUUUUUUUUUUCCAAAGUGAUAAAAAGUAAAGUUUCGUAGAAAACAGUUGUAAAAUAAAGUUAUUGACGAUAUGAAUCAAAAUUGCAGUAUUUGAAUGGGUAAUUUCAUUUCUAUUUUAUGUACCCUGACCUCAUUGUUUUGGAAAUAUUUGAAAUAAAUACAAAACUAGAUUUAUUUAUUGGUUUAAUUCAGUUGAUUUAUAUAUUUGAUUUGCUGAUGAUUUUAUUUUUGUUUUAAAAAAAAAAAGGAAAUGUCAAAAUAGUAAAAUAAACAUCAGAGAAAUCUUCUAAUGGAUCAGGAUUUGAUAUAACAAAAUUGACAAGAAAAGAAUUCAGAACAAAAUUCUUAAAUAUUGUUUUUUAAAGAAAUAAAGAGUUGGAGAAUUAUGCAGACCAAAUAUUUUCACUCAUAAAACUGGGAAUGGAAAUAGGGAAUGUGUCAAAGAGACAACAACCCGACCAAAGAGUAGAAAACAGCCCAAGGCCACCAAUGGGUCUUCAACACAGCGAGAAAAUCCUGCACCCAGAUGCGGUCUUCAGCGGGCUCAUAACUUUAUAUAUUAUGGCUUUAAAUUUUUUUCAGCAAUUUAGCAAUAUCUGUAUUCAUUUGAUAAAUUCAUGAAUUAUUUUUUAAUGUUUACUCUUAUAAUUGUGCUAGAUUGUCCUGAAUGUCCAUGAAAUACUUGCUACUAGACAAUAAGCAAGCAGCAAGCAAUCAUUCUUAUGCUAGAGAAUAAUUCUUUUAUUACUAAAAACAAUUUCAUGGUUUUAAUUUGAGGCUUUCUGAUUAUAAACAGUUAGAUUAGAAUUCUGAUACAUUUAUUUUCACAUACUUUAAGCAUAAAUGUUAACACCUAUGACCACCAUACAUUAUUUCUAAAAAAUAGUAGAGUUUCAACUUCAAAGUAAUGUGUUAGAUGAAAAAAAAUUAUUGGGGUUACUAGGAAAAUAUUGUUCUAUUGAAUAAAAAAAAACUAGAGUAGUAACACAACACAAAUGCCAACAGCCUUCACACAAAUUUGCACAGGAUCAAAACAUACUCAAAUCAAGUCUGUUAAUUUAUUUAAAUACUUGUCCAGAAUGGGCGAUAUUUACCUGAGUUAUCUCCCCUAACUUGUUGUUGUACAAUUCAUGUUAUGCAAACGAUAUCUCCAGUUGGCAGAUUUAUGUUACUGCAAAUUCUAAAUGAAAUCCAGUGUACAUUGUGAUAGAUUGAUUUGCUGCUUUCCUGGUGCCAAUUUUAAAUGACAGAUCAGCACUAAAUUUUACCUCAAGAGAUAAUUUAAGGCUAAUUAAAAAAAUUCAUUUAUCUCCUUGAUAUUUGAUUUGUGAAUUUUCUGUUUAAAAAAAAAAAUUAUUGCAUGGUUCUUUUCGGUAAAAAUAGUGCUCCCUUCCUCCAUUGAAUAUUUAUUGUUGUUGAAAAAUGUAAAGAUUUAUAGUGUAUGGCCUUAUAUAAAUGUUACUUCUACGCAUUAUGGCCUAUUUUGAAAAUUUAACCUUUUUCUUGGGUAUGGUUCCUUGAAUAAUUAAGAACAGAUGACAUUUUGUUUUAAUGAUAUUUAAUCAUGUUUUAAUAUGUACAAUUCACACAAGGUUAUUCUAAUAAAAAUAACUAUUGUUGGUAAAUAUUCACAGUGAAUGGUGAGAUUCUGCCCAAUUCACUGAAAUAUCAGUUUAUCUUUACCUUGUGGAUUGUAAUACAUAGAUAGAAAAAAAAUAAAGAAAUUGUAGAAAAGGGACUAGCAUAAAUAUUUCUUUAUAAAGUAAAUCUGAAAAAUUAUUUGUUGUAUUCCAUGGACAUAAACAUGAAUUUUGGAAUAAAAUUCUAUAUGACCCCUGUAUGAAUGGGUUUGACUUUACAAGGUGUUUGUUUAAAUUACUUCUUAAUUUGCUUUUUUAACAUGUUUCAUAGGUAAUCUGUAUUAGUGUGAUCAUGAGCAUCAAGAGGAAAAAUUACAUUAAGAAAAAAUGGUUUCUUAAAUUUGUUGAUCAACUUGCAGAAUUUAUUGCAGUAUGUACAAGUGACUUACCACAUGUUGAGUUACCAUCUCAAAAUUAAACAAUUUAUUUCCAACUUUUGAGAAACACUCAUAAGUAGGCAAAGCAGACAUUAAUAAAAGGAGAUAUAUGAGGGAACUGAAAGGAUAUGCAAACGAUUACUAGUUUUCAGUUGUAAUUGUCAUACAAUGCAGUAUUGGUUUUGCUCAUUGUUUAUUUCAGUACUGUGACCUAUAGUUGCUAACUUCUACAUCAUUUGGUCUCUUGUGGAGAGUUGUCUCAUUGGCAAGCAUACUACAUCUUCUUUUAUUUUGAUAUAGUACUAAAAUUCAGUCAUCAAUGUUGUGCUUUUUUUUUUCUCUCACUUUUAUUCAAGAGAAGUAGAUAGACAAUUGGAGUCAACUAAAGUUACAUUCCUUUAAAGUAAUAACAUUUUAAGAUGGACCCUCUUAAUAAUUAACUCAUGUAUCUGAAUUAAUGGAUUUUACUGUAGUUUAAUGAAUUAUUUAUACUUAUUAUGCAUACAAUUGUUUUUAUAUGUUUAUUGUAACAGAAUGUGUUUGGAAGUGAGUGCUGUCAUCAUACUGUGUCAUUUUAUCUGGUAGAACAUUUUACAAAUAAAUAAAUAUUUUAUAAUUA
Mytilus californianus (California mussel) is the source of this 5173-nucleotide messenger RNA. Its product is annotated as coiled-coil domain-containing protein 181-like. Lineage: Eukaryota; Metazoa; Mollusca; Bivalvia; Mytilida; Mytilidae. The record is from RefSeq and is a predicted model, not a curated record. The coding region runs from base 127 to 1653 and encodes 508 amino acids. Gene Ontology annotation, molecular function: microtubule binding. The transcript is spliced from 8 exons.